Molecule: messenger RNA, 2237 nt
Organism: Silurus meridionalis
Lineage: Eukaryota; Metazoa; Chordata; Actinopteri; Siluriformes; Siluridae
Gene: rem2
Product: RAS (RAD and GEM)-like GTP binding 2
Exons: 5
Coding region: 251-1156 (301 amino acids)
Cellular component (GO): plasma membrane
Molecular function (GO): GTP binding; GTPase activity; calcium channel regulator activity
Source: RefSeq, a predicted model, not a curated record
CGAGUGCGCGCACGGCGCGCCACCGGGCCAGGUGUAGUUGUAAUCCGCAAGCGCUCGAGCCGCGCAGCAUCAAAAACGUCGCGCGCCGUACUGGUGUCUGGUGCAUGCAUGCACGCGGAGGCACAAAUGCAGGCAAUAUAACAAAGGGAAGAAAGACAACACACGCACCAGGAGGAUGCGCGCUGGCAUGUCAGGUCGUGCAUGGAGCUGGUGAAAGAGUGCCCCUGGGAGAACACACGAACAGACAACGAUGUCGGAGCAGGUAUACGGCUUGACUUUAUCCGCUGCGCCCCCACUGCGCCGAGGGAGCACCCCACUCCCGAUCAAGCACUUGCUCAGGCGGGAGGAAGCGGUCACCGAAGAUUACGAUUGGACGCCAGGGCUUGAUGAGCCUUCCACUCCAUCACUCGGGACCAGCGAUGCUCAGGACACGCCACUUCUUCUUAAGGCCCCAGAGCAGAAGUACCACGGGCCUCUGCGGAUCGUCCUGUUGGGGCAGAACGGAGUGGGCAAAUCGUCUCUGGCCCUCUCUCUGGCCGGUCUAUCAGACAGAUCGCUUUCAGUAGACUCGGAAACGCAAGCAAGCGAUGAGGGAUAUCUUCGACGGGUGACUAUAGAUGAUGAGGAUAGCUCAAUCUUGGUGUAUGACAACUGGAAGCAGGACCUCUCGGCGCUCCAGUGCGAGGUGUGCUUACUGGUGUUCUCGAUGACGGAUCGCCGUAGUUUCCACCGCGUGUCGCAACUGCGCUUGCUGCUGAAAGAGAGCCACCCCAACACUCCCAUCAUCCUCGUGGGCAACAAGAGUGACCUGGUGCGCUCUCGUGAGAUCAGCACAGAGGAAGCCCAUUCCCACGCCAUGAUGUUCGACUGCGUCUUCCUGGAGCUCUCGGUCUCUCUGGAUCACGGCACUAACGAGCUCCUGGAGACGGCGGUCAGGGCCGCCCGGGGCCACAGCCUAGGACCUGGCUGGACCGAAGGAUCCCCCGGAGGCGGUCGUCGUGAAAGCCUUACCAGCAAGGCCAAGCGUUUUCUGUCAGGGCUGGUGCCGCGCUCACAUCAUGGCCGCGAGCGUAUCCGCGAGCAGGAGCGCCACAGAGGCAGCCGAAUGCUGCGGCAGAAAUCACGCUCCUGCCAUGACCUCAGUGCGCUGCUGUAGAGGGGAAGGAUUCGUAACUGUAGACAGUGCAUAGGACUUGUCAGGUUAAAUCCAGAAAAAGCUGUUAUAAUGUUUUGUUUUGGCAUCUGUUAUAUGUGGCAGUCUGGGAAAAAAAAAACAGUCUGUAUUCUGAAAAACCAAAGUUUUUAAUUCUGCUUGUAAUAUAUAUUAUUAUAUUAGGACACAACUUUUUCCAGCCAUAUGUAAUUAUUCACCGAACUGUUUCCACAAAGUUCGAGAAACACAAUUGUACGUAUAAAACAUCUUUAUAAUGUGGUAGCGUGAAAUAUUCCCUUCAAUCUUUCCCCUCACUGGGAGUCUCAAACCUGUUCCAGCAUGACAGUGUCUCAAAGCCAGCUCCAUGAAGGUAUCUACAUGGCUUGGAGUGAGUGGAAGAUCUUGAGUGGCCUUCUAUUAAGCUCUAACCUCAAGCCCUUUGAAUGCCUUCGAGAUCCUCACCUUAACUAUUUCACUACCUGACUAUAUUAAACCCCCCCCUUCUGGCUGAAUGACCACAAAUCUCCACAAACACACUUCAAAUGUUGGUGGAACAUCCUCCCUAAAGAGUGGAAGGGUAGUAUAAGAGCAAAUGGGGACUCAAUUUGGAAUGGGAUGUUCACAAAGCACAUCAAUCUUAAGGUCAGUUGUCCAUUGUCCACAAACAUUUGUGCAUAGAUUUUACAGUUAGAAUCAGAAACCCUGACCCCGCCUGAUAAAAAGGCAACAGAAAUGAUUUUUUAUUUAUCUCAGGUGAUGACACAUGUAGACGAUGGCAAUAAAUAAAGCGAGAACUCAUUUAUGGUUGCAAAUCUAUAGUCCUUAGCUCAUAGAUCAGGCUAUAACCGUAGAAGUACGUAUGCACAAUGUCUGUCAGUCGGCUUAGACCAGAAGCUUUAAACGCUUUAAAAUGAAUUUUUCCCUAUUUCCAAUUUUACGAGGCUUUUCGAAGGCUACACCUUCGAGACGUGCGCAAACAAACAGUCGGAAAGAAAAAAUAUCAAGGAGUUUCCCAGGCUGCCACACCUAUAUAUAUGUAUAUAACAACAGACUUCCAGGGUGUUUUAAAGUUUAUUAUUAAUAU